Molecule: messenger RNA, 495 nt
Organism: Rhinolophus ferrumequinum (greater horseshoe bat)
Lineage: Eukaryota; Metazoa; Chordata; Mammalia; Chiroptera; Rhinolophidae
Gene: DEFB129
Product: defensin beta 129
Exons: 2
Coding region: 1-495 (164 amino acids)
Source: RefSeq, a predicted model, not a curated record
AUGAAGCUCCUUUAUCCUAUCUUUGCCAGCCUCAUGCUACAGUACCAGGUGAAUACAGAAUUCACUGGUUUGAGAAGAUGUUUAAUGGGUUUGGGGAGAUGCAAAGACCAUUGUGCUGUGGAUGAAAAAGAAGUACAGAAAUGCAAGAAGAAAAAUUGUUGUGCUGGACAAAAAGCGAUUCAAUUGAUAGAAUACUAUUUGCAAAAUGAAAUAUCCCAUAUGUUUGGAGAGAACUCCCCAGAACUACUGAAAACUACCAAGACUUCUAGGGCUCUGAAACAAACAAAAUACCGUAUUUUACCUCUUCCCCCCAAAAUCAAAAGCCCUCUUGCUAAAGUCAACACCAUCAUCUCAAAUGCCAACGCUGUGAACUCUGCCACCACCAACCCCGUGAUCUCAGGAAAGAUUAUAUACCCGGCUGCUUCCACUAACAGUGACUCCAAAAGAAGCAGAGGUUCAGCCACUGACUCCUCACCACCAGCACCACCACCAUAG